AUGGACUGCGUCUUCCAGGAUCCGCAGCUUCUGAUGAUGCUAGUCUCAGCAGCCGGGCUACCAGCCGCGCGAGCCUGUCGGGCAACCCGCAGGGCGCUGGGCAAGGAGCUACAGACGUCCAUGCCAGUGCUUUACGCCAGCGCCAUGCCGUCCAUUUACGUGAUUGGCGGCGCUUGUCGCAACCUAGGUGUGUUGAACGUCAUGAAGCGACUGGAUGCCGGUGGCACAGAAUGGCAACCAGUGCCAUCUAUGCCCAGCUCCCGAAGGCUUUGUGCCGCAACCGCGUGCAACGGUUAUUUGUACGUCUUCGGGGGAGAAGCUGUGAGCGUGAUCCCUGGCACCGGCUUUAUACCCAACUCCCUGAACACCAUCGACGGCAUGCUCAGGGACUACAUACAAUUGGAUUGUGCCGAACGUUUCGAGCCUUUGCACGGCACGUGGGAGGUCCUGCCACCCAUGCCCACAGCCCGUGCUGGCUGUGCCGCAACGACGGCCGACGGCUUGAUCUACGUCUGCGGAGGCCGGCUGUGCGAGACGGUCUUGGCAGCAGUGGAACGAUUCGAUCCAGGAAUCGAGCGAUGGGAGAUGCUACCAAG
Symbiodinium sp. CCMP2592 is the source of this 596-nucleotide messenger RNA. The record is from the annotation of a GenBank genome assembly. NCBI's taxonomy places the organism in Eukaryota, Dinophyceae, Suessiales, Symbiodiniaceae.